Molecule: messenger RNA, 1996 nt
Organism: Monodelphis domestica (gray short-tailed opossum)
Lineage: Eukaryota; Metazoa; Chordata; Mammalia; Didelphimorphia; Didelphidae
Source: RefSeq, a predicted model, not a curated record
GGGGGGCAAAGCUAUCCUUGCUGCUGCUGAGGGUUAGGGGUCUGCCUCUUACACCUCCCCUAGGACCUCUGCUCUGUCUCCUGCUGCUGCUGCUACUACUGUUGCCAUGCAGUGAGCCUGUCUCUCUCUGUUUCUGUCUCUAUCUCUCUACCUCUGUCUCUCUAUCUCCCCCACUGUCUCUCUGAUUCUAUUUUCCCACACCUCUCUCUCUGUCUCUGUCUCUCUCUUUCUAAUUCUGUCUCUCUCCAUGUAUCUUUUCUCCAUGUAUCUCUUUGUCAGUCUGUCUUUCUCUCUAUAUCUCUGCCUCUCUGUCUUUGUGUCUCUCUGUCUCUCUCUUUAUCUCUCUACCUCUGUCUCUCUAUCUCUCUGCUAUCUCUCUGUUUCUAAUUCUAUUUUUCCAUACCUCUCUCUGUCUCUAUCCCUCUGUAUCUUGGUCUCUCCCUCUAACUCUCUUUUUCUCACUCCUCCCCAUCUCUCUUCGUCUCUCUUUCUGUCUCAGAUUCUGUCUGUCUUCCUGUCUCUCUCUGUCUAUAUCUAUUAGUCUCUGUAUCUUUAUUUCUGUCUCUCUGUCUUUGUGUCUUUCUCUGUCUCUGUCUUUCUUGCUCUAUGUUUCUCUCCACAUUUCUUCCUUUCCUGUUUCCCUCUCUGACACCAUCUCCGUCUGUUUCUCUCUGUAUCUAUCUCUCUGCCUCUGCCUUUAUCUGCAUCUGUCCCUCUCCCCUCUGUCUCUCUGUCUCUCUCCAUGCCCUACCACCUGCCUUCUUUCUUCUCCAAUCCCAGGCUUAUCUUGUGGCCAUUAUCACCCAUUUCGGAAAAUCAUUGGUGGAGAGAUUGCCACAGCAAAGAAGUGGCCCUGGCAGGUGAGCCUUCAAGUAAACAGAGUACACAUGUGUGGAGGAUCCCUCAUAAAUAAGGAGUGGGUAAUCACAGCAGCUCACUGUGUCACUUGUCAUAUCUUGUGGCCAUUACCACCCAUUUCGGAAAAUCAUUGGUGGAGAGAUUGCCACAGCACAGAGGUGGCCCUGGCAAGCAAGCCUUCAAGUAAACAGAGUACACAUGUGUGGAGGAUCCCUCAUAAAUAAGGAGUGGGUAAUCACAGCAGCUCACUGUGUCACUUGGAAUUAUGAUUACACUGUGAAGCUUGGAGAUAUUUCCUAUUUUGCCACUAACUUGAGUACCGUCGUCUCUGUCAAGGACAUCCUCAUCUAUCCCCGUUAUGCAGAAUUAAUUUUCUACAGGAAUGACCUUGCCCUUGUACAACUAGCAUCUCCUGUGACCUACAACCAGAUGAUUCAACCUGUCUGCCUCCCUAAUGACAAUUUAAACUUGAAGAAUGGGACUCGAUGCUGGGUGACAGGAUGGGGCAAGACUAGUACAGAUGAGAAUAUUAUAAGACCAUAUGAGCUCCAUGAAGCCGAUCAAUUCAUCAUUGAAAAUGAACAAUGCAACAAACUAUUGAGAAAGCACUUGUUCAUCCCAGAAUUUGUCCCUAUUGUCAACAAGAAGAUGAUCUGUGCCUAUCAUCCAGAAGGAAAAGAUGCCUGCCAGGGGGAUUCUGGGGGGCCCCUUGUCUGUCAAUUUGGAAAGCACACCUGGGUCCAGGUUGGGAUAGUAAGCUGGGGAAUUGGCUGUGGAGAAGAAGCUGUUCCAGGUGUAUAUACCCGAGUCAGUGGAUUCUCCAAAUGGAUCAUCAAAUCUAUGAACCUGAGAAACUCCUCCAUUUUGGCUUCUUCUUGCCUCCUACUCUUCUCCAUGCUGCUGCCGUGGUCCAUCCUGAUACAUCUGUGACAUCAUGUCCUCACCUCCCUCCAGGCUGGGCGAUCUCACUUCCCCUUCUUUCUCCUUCCCUCAAACCUUCCUCAACUUCUGCUGCUCCCUCCAGCCAUUUCCCAUCCUUCCUUCCAUUCAAUACCUGUGGCUGGACUGGGUCAGAAAAGCUAUUGCAUGUAAAACACUUUGUAAAACUUAGAACCAGAUAUAAACUUCAGUUGCUGUU